Molecule: messenger RNA, 5129 nt
Organism: Branchiostoma floridae (Florida lancelet)
Lineage: Eukaryota; Metazoa; Chordata; Leptocardii; Amphioxiformes; Branchiostomatidae
Product: aminopeptidase N-like
Biological process (GO): proteolysis; peptide catabolic process
Cellular component (GO): cytoplasm
Molecular function (GO): metalloaminopeptidase activity; zinc ion binding; peptide binding
Source: RefSeq, a predicted model, not a curated record
GGCAGGCAAAAUCACCGAGACGGGAUGGGUUAGCCAGGCGGGGAUAGAAGCUUACAGUGCCGAAGGAUCCCAGUCCACAGCCCCGUGAGAAACCUGCGAACAGGUUUAAGGUCAGAUGACUGAUUCAAGCCAGUCACUCGAACAGUGUUUAAAUAGUGGAAGCGUUAGGAGUUGUGCCGUGAGUAUUUGUUCUCCGUGUAGCACGUGGUCUGUACUUGUAGGUCAGUGUUUAAGUGUUGCAUCAGUGUUGACAGAGUCUAGCACCAAUACAGAAGGGGCGUCACCUCACGCACCGGGCGUCCGGAGACCUGAGGAGUGAUUGAGGGGAACCAGACGAGAACUGCGCACGAGCCGAGAACGUGUGAGUGUGUGUGUGGCUGCAGGUUACGGAAACUAUCGUCUUUACAGGUGGGAGAAGAAAUUCUGACGAUGGAGAAGGGAUGUGUAUUGAGUAAGGCGUCGGCGGUCCUUCUCGGAGUGUUCUUCGUCGUUGUCGUCGUGGCUGUCGGGCUUCUUGCGGGGCUAGUCGGCAGGGAGACUUGCGAAGUUGAGAGGGACGGUGAAGCUGACGCCGUUGUCGUGCCGACUACCGGCGCGGCCACCCCCACCCCCUACCCGCCCGGCCCUUGGGACAAUGUCCGCCUGCCCCUAACACUCCUCCCUGAGCAUUACGACCUGUACCUGAAAAUCGAUCUGGAGAAUUUCGUCUUCAGCGGCAACGUGGAUAUCCGGAUGCUCUGUAACACCAGCGCGACUGAGAUCAUCAUCCACAGUAACAAACUGAACAUCAGCAAAGUCAGGUUCACUGACAGCGACAACACGCAGAGGGACGUCACUGAUUUCUGGUUCCACACGGAGAACCAGUUUCUGGUGGUGCCCACAGGGAAGGCACUCACGGUGGGGCAGAUGUACGGCCUGUACGUGGAGUUUGUCGGGCCCCUGAUGGACGACCUCGCCGGCCUGUACCUCAGUCAAUACGCCGGGCCUGAUGGCAACCCAAGAUACUUGGCCACCACCCAGAUGCAACCGACGGACGCUAGGAAAGCAUUCCCAUGUUUUGACGAGCCGGCGUUCAAGGCUAACUUCACCACCACGAUCCAACAUAAGUCAGGACUGAGCGCUCUCAGCAACAUGCCAAUCGACAGGAACAUAACCAACACACCUGAAGCUGGCUGGACAACUGCGCAUUUCCAGCCUACAGUGCGCAUGCCCACAUACCUCCUGGCCUUUAUCGUCUGCGACUUCGGCUACAUCGAGUUGACAACAGCCAAUGGCGUCACGCUGCGAGUGUGGGGGCGGAAAGAGGCCAUCGACAGCGGCGCGGCGGCCUACGCGCUGGACAUCGGGAACAGAUCCCUUACCUACCUGGAGGAUUAUUAUGACGUCACAUACCCACUUCCCAAAUCUGACAUGGUUGCAGUACCAGAUUUCUCCGCCGGCGCCAUGGAAAACUGGGGUUUGAUCAUCUACCGCGAGACGGCGCUGCUGUACGACCCUACCACGGAUGCCCAGUCCAACAAGAAGCGGGUUGCCACCGUCGUUGUGCACGAACUCGCUCAUCAGAAAGACCAGUUCGUGGUUGAUGACCUGCAGUCGGUAUUCCAGCCGGACGGACUCGGCAACUCCCACCCCAUCUACGUGCCUGUCAAUCAUCCCGACGAGAUCAGCGAGAUCUUUGACGCCAUCUCGUAUGCCAAGGGAGGUUCGUUGAUCUACAUGAUGGUGGACUUCCUCGGUGAGGACACAUUCAGGAAAGGACUAACGCUGUACCUGAAUGCCUUGGCCUACAGCAAUGCCUUCCAUGAUGACCUGUGGCACUAUUUGACAGAGGGAGCAAAGCUUGACGGCAAAGAUGUCGGCCUGCCCGGAGGGAACGUAAAGACUGUGAUGGACACAUGGACUCUGCAGAUGGGCUACCCUGUCAUCAGCGUCGUCGCAAACGGAAACCAGUAUGACGUCACUCAGAAGCACUUCCUGUUCGACUACACCGCAAACGUCACCGACAAAUAUGGCGACUUGGGAUACAAAUGGUAUGCUCCACUGACAUAUUCACAAGGCACAGCCAACUUGGACAAUCCACUGACGCAAUGGAUGACUCCAGAUGACGACACAUUAACCCUUCAAGGUGUCACCCCAAAUACUGACUGGAUCGUGGUAAACAUCGACCAGAAGAACUACUACAGAGUUAACUACGACUCCGACAACUGGGAUAAACUUAAGACAGCACUGAUGACAGACCACACGGUUUUUAAGAAAACGGACAGGGCUGGACUGAUCGACAACGCUUUCAGUUUUGCACGAUCCGGAGACCUGAACAUCACAGUAGCGCUGGACAUGACGAAGUACCUGGAAAACGAGCUGGACUAUGUCCCGUGGGACGCCGCUGUGGGCAGCCUGGCCUAUCUUACUGUCAUGCUGGAGAGGUCCAAGGUCUACGGCAUGUUUAAGGAUUACUAUCUGACACGAGUCCAGAACCUGUACGACAAUUAUGGCUGGGCAGACCAGGGGGAUAACCAACUCAACAUAUUUGCACAAGUCACAGCUAUUGGCCGGUACUGUCGCCUUGGCAACGAGACGUGUAUUGACGAGGCGAAGAGGCAGUUUAACCAGUGGAAGUCUGAGGCUGACCCUGACAACAACAACCCUAUUAAAGCGGACUUCAAGACCACCGUGUACUGUAACGCAGUCCGGUACGGGAAGGUGGAGGACUAUGACUUUGUGUGGGACAGGUACAGGAUGUCUACCAACGCCGCAGAGCAGUCCAAACUUCUGCUCGGUCUCGGCUGUAACAGGGAGCCAUGGGUACUCAGCAGACACCUGGACCGGUGCCUGAACUCUAAGGAAGUCCGUCGGCAGGACGCUCGGACGUGUAUCCAGUACGUCAUGCAGAACGAGUACGGGCGGUCUCUGGGAUGGGACUUCGUCAGGGCGAAGUGGACGGAUCUACAGACUACACUUGGUGGUUUUUCCUCGCUCUCUCGUCUCAUCGCGAGCGCCACAGACGCCUUCAACACCGAGUUCCAACUUCAGGAGCUGAUUGAAUUUGCCGAAAAACAUCCUGACGCCGGUUCGGCCACCAGGGCCAUCGAACAGGCCAUAGAGAGGACCAAGACCAACAUCAGGUGGAUGAACGACAACGAGGAGGUCAUCUACAACUGGCUACUUCAGAACAUGUAACAAACAGGUGUAUCAUGUUUCAUCUACCACUGGCUACUUCAGAACAUGUAACAAACAGGUGUAUCAUGCUACAUUUACCAUUGGCUACUUCAGAACAUUUAACAAACAGGUGUAUCAUGUUUCAUCUACCACUGGCUACUACAGAACAUGUAACAAACAGGCUAUCAUUUACCGCUGGCUACUUCAGAACAUGUAACAAACAGGUGUAUCAUGCUACAUCUACCACUGGCUACUACAGAACAUGUAAUAAACAGCUGUAUCAUGUUACAUCUACGAGUGGCUACUUCAGACUAUGUAACAAACAGAGGUGUAUCAUCUACAACUGGCUACUUCAGAACAUGUAACAAACAGGUGUAUCAUGUUACAUCUACGAUUGGCUACUUCAAAACAUUUAACAAACAUGCGUAUCAUGUUACAUCUACCACUGGCUACUAAAGAACAUGUAACAAACAGAUGUAUCAUGUUACAUCUACAACUGACUACUUUAAGACAUGUUACAAACAGGUGUAUCAUGUUACAUCUACAACUGACUACUUUAAGACAUGUUACAAACAGGUGUAUCAUGUUACAUCUACCACUGGCUACUUUAGAACACGUAACAAACAGGUGUAUCAUGUUACAUCUAGAACAUGUAACAAACAGGUUGUCAUUUACUACUGGCUACUUCAGAACAUGUAACAAACAGGUUGUCAUUUACUACUGGCUACUUCAGAACAUGUAACAUGUAACAAACAGGUUAUCAUCUACCACUGGCUACUUCAGAACAUGUAACAAACAGGUGUAUCAUGUUACAUCUAGAGCACGUAACAAACAGGUUGUCAUUUACUACUGGCUACUUCAGAAUUUCUAACAAACAGGUUAUCAUUUACUACUGGCUACUUCAGAACAUGUAACAAACAGGUUAUCAUUUACUACUGGCUACUUCAGAACAUGUAACAAACAGGUUAUCAUUUACUACUGGCUACUUCAGAACAUGUAACAAACAGGUGUAUCAUGUUACAUCUAGAUCUACGAUUGGCUACUACAGAACAUCUAAAAUUAGCAGUUUCAUAACAUGUCACACAUCUGGUUACUUGAAUAGUUAGCUGUAUUGUGAUGAAAUGAAAUUCUUGAUAAUUGUGUUGUGUUGUUUUUUUCAAUUUCGUAGUCUUCACUAUUCUUUCUUAUACUUUGAAGUAAAAGUCAUAAUUUGAAAAUGUUGUUGUACAUAAUGUAUAAUGUCCUAAUGUGAAGAAUAGUAGCUCUCUAUGUAGCUGGACAUUUCAACAGCAGAAAGAGUUUAUAUUUACAGUGUGUCUUUACAUAAAUUUCUGUUCUUCAACUGUAUACGUGCAUGUAUACGUGAAUAAUUUCAUAGGGUUAAAGAAUUACAGGAUAUCAAGAUUCAUUAUUCAUAACCAAGACAUAAUGCCACAGCCGACUUUUCAGUGACCGUCUUUCACCUUCCUCAUGGCAAUGUGAACCAGUCAGAAAUGCCCUGAGGAAGGUGACAGGCGGCCACCGAAACAAACGUAGAUUGUAAGUAAAUUGGUUUUUAAUAGAUAGCAUUGUUUUCCUGUUCGAUGUGCUGAUAAGAAAUGUGUGGAGAUUCUGACAUUUUCGAUAGUAUUAGGUUUUGUUUCACAUAGUCCUAAUUGUAGACAUGACAGCAUAGUGUAGGUCUUCGGUAAGUAGGUCAUAGCUCGUUUUACUUACCUUCCAUCCAAUCAACCACAAUUGAAUACACAUCUUCAAAUCGUUUUUGAAUUAUUGUAUAACGCACAACGAAUUACCAUUUUAAUACCUGUUAACUUUCUGCAGUGUGGAAGCUGUACUAGGCAGUAUUGGUCAUUGGUUUUAUGAUGAUUUAGUUUCAAGUGCAAUCUUGUGGAAUGAAUCCGUUGAUGUAGAUGACCGCAAGUAUGCAACGUCAAAAUCUGUGUGAGUUCAAUAAAACAAUUGCCUUCAUUCAG